UGUGUAUCAAUCCUCCUUUAGGCUAGCAGUCUCGCUUACAGGCUUCACUUACAGGGCUUUCAGGACGGUGCAUACGGAGUAGAAACGCAGUUAAGGGGAUAGAAGAUUAGAUACUUUUGUUGGUCCGCAGACCUAUACCAUGGAAAUAUCAGGGGCAAUCAAGGGGGACAGGUAAUCCCAGUUAGGGGAAGGACCCCCUUCGGAGGCUAGCCGGGGGCUGUUCGAGAAGUGGUAUAUAUUCUGACCCUUAGACACUCUUUACAAUACAUACUUUUGAACACCUUUAAAUUGAACCUUUGAUUUUGACGUAUAUCGAUAUACACUUGUUAUUUGUUUACAGGUACGAUACCAACAAUCUGUUACUUAGUAGUUGUUAAUCAGAAUGCCUUCUACUCAGUGUCAAGGUUCAGAGCGAACUGCUAGUGAGCAUCUCUCUGCGUUUAGAGAUCUGCUGUUAUCUGCAACUAGUACCCAGAGGCAAUCACUGACUGCGUUUUGGAGGGAUGUACGACGUUCGCUUAAUGACCAAGAUGCUAUCAUUACGACUCUUCAGCCUCCUCCUUUCCCGCCUUGUACCCCUCCUCGUCCUAGUACAAGCCAGUCUGUGAAUAUGAUUCGGGAUACUGUUGCGCAAGCAAUAGUUACUGAAGAACAGCAAAUGGACGACGCUAGUACUACUAUUGAGUCGAUUUGCGACCUGAAUCCAGGGUUUGCACUUGAUUUCUGUCGGCGGCAGAUAGGUGCAGUGAGUACAGGACAUGAGUUAGGGUGUUGGAUGUCAGGGAAUGCUACUGCGCACGAAAAUGGAUACGUCAAAUUCAAUAUGCGUAAUACCUAUCUACCUAGUAGCCGGGGGAAAGUGGGUUCACAGCCCUUCAGUCAUCAGUUAGGUGUUGUUGCAGCUGGAUAUGGACAGGAUCUUCGCCUCACCUCUCGAAAGACUAGUGAACCUGAAUAUCAUGUGUCGCACUUGUGUCAUAACACUGCAUGUUUCAACCCGGAACAUCUUAUGAUAGAAAUAGCAGACCAGAACAAGCUGCGAAAUUCAUGUAAAUACUCGUUUAUUAUUCGGACAGCAGAUGGGACAGUGAUUCAUCCUUGUACGCAUUGGUAUUGGGGGCGCCUGCUUCGUUGUAUUCUCCCGCGUCGAGAUAUUCCUUCUGGCUCUGCAGGUCGGUGGAUCGACAUGACAACAAGAGGACCUGUACUUAGAACUGGCAAAAGCAAUCAAUGAUAGCAACCUUGACCUUGGGUUUAUUUUACAUGCACAAGUUUUCUGAUCCUGCAACGCG
Cadophora gregata is the source of this 1292-nucleotide messenger RNA. RefSeq lists its product as uncharacterized. Gene Ontology annotation, molecular function: endonuclease activity. Lineage: Eukaryota; Fungi; Ascomycota; Leotiomycetes; Helotiales; Ploettnerulaceae. Bases 383 to 1234 code for a protein of 283 amino acids. The record is from RefSeq and is a predicted model, not a curated record. The transcript has a single exon.